Messenger RNA from Saccharomycodes ludwigii, 957 nucleotides. RefSeq names its product Rrn9p (gene RRN9). The coding region runs from base 1 to 957 and encodes 318 amino acids. The transcript has a single exon. NCBI's taxonomy places the organism in Eukaryota, Fungi, Ascomycota, Saccharomycetes, Saccharomycodales, Saccharomycodaceae. The record is from RefSeq and is a predicted model, not a curated record.
AUGAACGAAAUCAGGCAGUAUAAUGAUAUUUUGAAAUAUUUAGAAAUUCAACAUAGACAAGAUUUAGCCACUCAUCUGUAUUCUACUUUUCUUUUAAAAAAAUUGUUAAAAUUGGCAAACGGUACUGAUUACAAACACAAUGUUUUGAUUGAUAGAUUUAUCAAUUGCAAUAUUAAACAUGCAUGGACUUUAUGGCCCAAUGAAAACACUGAUAUAAAUCCCAAAACAAAUGAAGUGUAUUGUGACAACAGCAUCAGUCCCUAUAUAGACAAUAACCGUAUGCAAAUGCUUCUAAUUGAAUUAAGUAGCAUAUGGAGCAAACAACUAUGCGAGAAACAUAAUAGAAAUAUCGACCUGGAUUUAGAUAGUUUGGACAUUCCUUUGCCCAUUGUUAAUAAAAUAUUGAACAGGCUGGAUUGUCUAUUCAAGCGUUUAGUUAUUCAACAACUGAAAGUAUCUGUGGAUUUUGAAGAAAAUGAGCAAAAAACUGGAUAUACUUAUAAUAUAUCUUCUGAGGACCAUCCUCGUACUGACCGUGAAGAUAAAAACAGUCACCGGGUUUUUAAUCACAUGGACAUUUUGACUAAUUCCAUGUGUAAUACAAAACAGCAAAUAUCGCUAAUUGAUAAAGUGCGUACACUAUUUGAAGUAUUACCAAAUACAUUAUUCGACAAAUCACAAUUUAAAAUUGAUGACGCAAGUCUGCAACCGUUUGAAAAUAUGGGGAAACCAUUGAACGAGGAUCCUGCAUAUAUAGCUUCCAAAAAAACCGUUAAAAAAUUAAGAGUCUCCAAAAUGAAUAUAAGUGAAAGAGCUAAAUAUCAAAAUGCCAUCAAUAAGGACAAAAUAAUAAAAGACUUACUGGCCAUCAACAAAACUGCGAUACGGAAAAACUCUAAAGAGAACAAAAAUAAUAAAAAUCUAUAUAGUUUAAAUGAUUGUUUAAUUGAAAAAUGA